AUGGAUACCAGGGCAGUAUCCACCAUUGUGGGCAUCUUCUCUAUCCUCAACACCAUCCAGUUCUUUAUCUUUGAGCUAAACCAGUCCACACACAUUGGCUUCGAAGACAAGUACAGCAUCUGCUUGGACACAGAUUCCAAGGUGACUUCCUGGGUCAUGGGCUACAGACACAACAUCAGCACCGGCUUGUCCAUCGCCACCAUCACCAUCAGUUGCCUCCUCCUCUUCUGCAUCGACAAGAACAACUUCAUAGGGCUGCUGAUCUAUGCACUGUGGAUCAUCACCUACGAACUCAUCAGCUUCUCUAUGGUCCUGCUCAUCAGCGGAAUCAUCAAAGAACAGUUCAAGGACCUGAGUCACCUGUAUUUGCUCCUCCAAAUCUCCCGCAUGCUCCUGCACUUUGGCUGUCUGCCCUUCGUCAUCAAGCAUGGGUACUUUCUCUACAAAGACCACAAGUCUGUGAGUGUAAUUGGCCACCGAAGGCGCUCCUCCAUCAGUACAGUGGAUUCUUGGCCACCUGCUGGGCUGGGGUCCUUUUACCGCAAAUCAAGCUGA
This is a messenger RNA of Nannospalax galili (Upper Galilee mountains blind mole rat), 555 nucleotides long. Its product is annotated as transmembrane protein 217-like. The record is from RefSeq and is a predicted model, not a curated record. The coding region runs from base 1 to 555 and encodes 184 amino acids. NCBI's taxonomy places the organism in Eukaryota, Metazoa, Chordata, Mammalia, Rodentia, Spalacidae. The transcript has a single exon.